UCCCGCGCCAUUCGUCGUAUCGUUCGUACGACGCCUAUCGAACGGUACACGUCCCUGUCCCGAAUUCCUAUAAAAUUAUUCAUCCCCAAAUUUCAUAAAAUACUCCUAGUAAGAAUAAAAGUACUUCGGAAUCAAUUAAUUUAGUAAGCAGACGACCCCCGAUUCACUUGAAACACCCAUCUCCGAUUGAAUUGAAUCUUGAAAUUUGAUUAUGGUGCUGUGAUUGUGUGCGCUAAAAUCAAGGAAGCGUCUUAUGUGUGAUGUGGUGAAGUUUGGUGAGGUGUGAGUGCGGUGUCGUGGCGGGUGGGUAGUGAGCGCAUGCAGGGGCGCGCGGGCGCAGGUCCGGGCGGGCAUCGCACUCUCCCGCGCGCCCUCCCACCUCCGGUCCUGCCGCCGCCGCCACAGUUCGCUUCCGAGGAAGACGAGAUGCCGGCCAAUCAAAUUGCACAGGUAAUCGCGCUAAUAUGUGGCUUGCUGGUUGUAAUCCUGAUGGUGCUUGGACUGGCAUCAGCGGACUGGCUAAUGGCGGCCGGCUGGCGUCAGGGGCUUUUUAUGCACUGCAUCGACCCAAUCGCACCAACACCCUUGCCCUUCGACAUUAUAGCUCAGCCGGGAUGCUACGCCGCGAGACCAGCCCCAUACAUCAAGGCCGCGGCUGGUUUGUGCGUGGCGACGCUAGCGGCGGAUGUGUGCGGGGCUCUGUUGACCGGGCUCGGACUGCGCUCCACUGAUCACCGCACUAAGUUUCGGUACUACCGUUUCGCAGUGCUCGCUAUGGCCCUUGCACUGAUGUGCAUUUUGAUAGCAUUAGUCAUCUACCCGGUUUGCUUUGCGGCCGAAUUAAAUCUGGGUAACCGGUCCGUUUGGGAGUUCGGUUGGGCGUACGGAGUGGGGUGGGGAGCCGCCAUAUUCCUGUUCGGGGCCGUAGUGCUUCUGCUCUGCGACAAGGAGAGCGAGGAGCUUUAUUAUAAGGAGCGGAAAGUGGUGAGCGUGGAGGGCGGCGGACGCCCCUAGGGUUGCGGGCGCCUGCCCGACCUCGUGCCGUGAGCGCGCGUCUAGUGCGCACGCACACGCGCGCCCGUGACGCGGCUCGACGCACACGCACACACGCACGCCACGCCGCGCGGCCGACGCACGCGAUCCCAUAGCCUUUUGAACGACAUUGCCGCCUGUACUCUACCACUGAACAAAUGCCAUAGAUACUAAGGAUCCCAUUUAAAAAAAAAACAUUAACAUUUAUGUUGAAUUUAAACUUUUUAGUAUUUUGAUUUAAUUUGUUAACAUGGAGCGCACUAACGCCGUGUCAUUCAAAAGGUCGCUUCGUCACUGAAGUACUACUAUAUUAUUAUUAGUAUUAUUAUUGCCGAUCGAAAUGUUUAACCCUGUAUUCUAAAAGAGUUGUUUUGAGAUGCUACAUUUAUCGGUUUAAAGUGAAGAUACGAAUUCCGUCGUGUUGAGUACAUUGGGCUUGUCUCAUCGUGUUGCGGAACUCUGAAAGCGAUUGUCACGAAAGAUCUGAUUCGAGUAAAGAAAAUUAAUGUUAGUUUUUUGAAUGUCUAGUUUUUUUGUGAGGAAAAUUAAUAGUAGGUUUUGGACGACGUCUGUUCUGCUUGUUAUAAAUUGUAAAUAGAAAUUCAAUAGGCUGAGUUUACGCACAGCAAGAGAAUAGCUACAACGGACUUGUUUGUCUCGAAAGUGUUGAGCGCAGUGAAUUUGCUCGGACUUAACCACAACAAUCUGUUUAGAAAUCUAGUUCUAAAUAAUUGUACAAUUUUUCUAACAUGUCAGAACUAUUGUGAAUAAACUGUUGCAGGGAUAAAUUGAAUGCAGCUUUGAUUAAGUAAAGUGCACGACUCGCGGCUGAGAAAUUGAGUUUUGCAGCAUAAAGUCUGAUUAUAAUAAAUUAUUGCAAAUCAGACGGUUAAUCCAAAGCGUUUAUGGUUGGUAGAUAUGUGUUUAUUCGUAGUUGAUUUGCUUAAUUUAUUUAUGUACUGAUAUCGUUUUUAGUCAUUUAUAAGUUUGUGUUAGAGGAUAUAUAUUUAAAAACAAAACAAAAAAAAUGUAGCUAUAAAAAGACCUUUAUGAAGUGAGAGUAACACUUUGUGGGGUUGCCUUUUGUGAAUUUGUGUAUUUUUGAUUUUUCUAUAAACUUCACUGUUCGACUGUUUUGAAAAGAUUUUGUUUUGUUUGCAAACGCUACCGAUCUGUGUAUCGAAUUAUGGAGGGAACGUGUCCAAGGUCAUUGCAUCAGAGGUGAUAACAGCAUACAAUUGAUUUUUAUAUAAACUUCAGUGUUGGAUUUUAAAAAGAUUUUGUUUUGUUUGCAAACGUUACCGAUCUGUGUAUCGAAACAUGGAGGGAACGUGUCCAAGGUGGUUGCAUUAGAGGUGAUAUUACAACCAUUGAAAUGAGCAAGGAUAGUGCGGCUGGUACGAACUACAUUGAGUCCACGAUGCGUCUCGGACACGCUCCUGUCCGCGUGUCCAGAGAAGGCCGCUUGUCUCUGGUCGCGUUGCGGCGAGUGCGUCGCGUCGGCGGCGUCGGUGUGUGCGUGUGAGUGCGUGCGAGUGCGUGCGUGUGCGUGCGGGCUCGAGUGGCAUCGGGCAGGCGACCCUAAUAACCGCUCGCUCUACUCUAUACCUGCGAUUACAGAUAACGAACUGUGUUUUAGUGUAGUGUAAAGUGAAAGACCGGACCUAUGACCGAGUGAAUUAAUGUUGUAAUAAUGUACGGGCUACGAUAACUGAGACGUGUCGAUCGCCGAAGCUACCUUUCGAUGUGUAAUUUAAAUCGAUGUUCGAAAUCGAUUCGCGGACGGGCUAUUCGGAAUAUUAAUUAUCUGAAAUGUGAAUCGAUAUUAAAAUCAACAUUUUCGGAUGCCCUAUUUUCGAUCGAUUUCAACAUAAGUAUAAACGUAUAGAAUAGAAUCAAUCGAUAUUAUAUUCCGCAAUAGAUAUUUCUCUGUAAAAUUAUUUCUGUGUAUGUAAUCAGAGCUAGGUAUCUCGAAUAUCUGCGAGCAGAGUUGAAUCUCAAUUGUUUUCAGGAAUUGAAAAUCUAAAAAAUUGCAUGAUACUUUAUUAACGAUUGUCAUAUAUUGUAACCGCAUUAAUGUAAUUAAUCUCAAAUAUAGUAAGUAAUUAUAGUACAGCGGUAUAUUAUUAUGUACGUUUAAGUAAGUCUAAAUCAUCAUAGUUGCUGUAGUCAUUAGAAUGAUAAAUGGUUUUCGGACAUGAUGAAUUUAUUAGUGAUUCAAUUUAUUCUGUACUACUACUAUAAUAUUAGAUGUUUGUGUAAUCUCUCAUUAAGGCUUUAAAUAAUUUACAUUUUAAUUUAUAAUAAUUAUUUACAUUUUUACAAAAACUUAAUUUUAAACUAUAACUAUAGCUCCUAAUAAUUACACGGCAACUAUUGGAAUCCUCACCUUACGUUUAGGAAUUUUAAAAUUUGAUUUAAGAAUAAAUAUUUUACUUAUAUAUAUCUAAAUUAUAUGUAAUCUGUAGUUUUUAAGAAUUUGUAACAAAACUAAAUGAUACAAUUUAUCAGAACUCGUUGUAUGAAAAAAAACUAUAUAAAUAGAUUAGAAAUGAUUUCCUUUAUUAAUAAGCUACAUAGCAGUAUUAUGUUAUAACGUACGUAAUAAUGUGUGAUACCUCAAUUUUUAUGUUUAAUAUUAUUUUCUAUUAUGCUCUUUCUUUCAUUUUAUAUUAGGUAUCGCUCUGUGUCAAGUCAAAAAUUAUGCAUAUUUCCCCACUAAACUACACCACUGCCAUGAGUUAUAAGUUAUUUAAAGUGAUAUUUUAUUUUCAUUAUUAGGCUAAUUUAUUGGAAAUAGUUUUAAAAUAUGAGGAAAUUUAUAAUCCUGUUAGCUACUUACGUUAUGGGCAACUAAGGCACUUUAGUCAGUAAUGUUAUUGUCUAAUAAAUGUAUUUAUUCCGAAAUCACUUUCUAAUAAAAUAUAAAAAUAGUCAUAGUAUGACGAGUACAAGAUUUUGCGAUACGAAAAUGUUGUAUAUUUAAAAAAUACAGUACAAAGUUAUUUAUUUUAUUAUUAUUGAUUGCGUGAUCUAGCUCACGACCCCCUUGGUCUUACGUGAUCGCCGAUGUUCAUAGACUUCGUAUAAAGUAAAUUGGGACAUGAGGUGCAAGUAAGUCGCUAUUGUAUAAUGGCUGUCUCACACUUCGCUGCCAGGGUCCUUAGUGCGAGUAUUUUAACGUUCUCGAUAGCGUAAAAGUUAAGUCAAAUUUGUAUGGAGUUUGAACGUUUGUCUACGUUUGCCGCUAGGGGCGCUGUUCCAAAUGUAUACAAAGAGUAACUUUUAUCCUAUGGAGAACGUUAUAAAACUCACAUUAAGCACAUAGAACGUAUUUCUACUUUGCAUCAGAAAUAGGUAGAUGAUCGUGAAGCAAACUCGUAUAGGCUUACACUACGCCCUAAUUAGUCUAUGCUGAUUGGUUAUUGUAGUAUCUCGGUAUAAUAAUACUCUGGGAACGUUGUCUGCUCAUUCUCCAGUGAAUCCGGAAAGUUUUUCAAUCUUGCUAAUAACUAAAGAUAAAUGUAUAACAAGAGGUGUUUUUUUUAUAUUAUUGUUGUUCGAACAUUGUGAAAAUUAAAUGUAAUAAGUCAAUUGUUGUCAGUGUUAAAAUUGUUGCCCAAUUAGAUCUGAAAUCAAGCUAUACGUUUCCUUAGCCAAAUAUGAGUCAUAUCAAACGAGAUUGAAUAAAUUAAUUAGUACAUAAA
Messenger RNA from Bombyx mori (domestic silkworm), 4739 nucleotides. RefSeq names its product transmembrane protein 47. The transcript has 7 exons. The record is from RefSeq and is a predicted model, not a curated record. Gene Ontology annotation, biological process: cell-cell adhesion. The coding region runs from base 319 to 1014 and encodes 231 amino acids. Gene Ontology annotation, cellular component: cell-cell junction; membrane. NCBI's taxonomy places the organism in Eukaryota, Metazoa, Arthropoda, Insecta, Lepidoptera, Bombycidae.